Molecule: messenger RNA, 1345 nt
Organism: Dermacentor albipictus
Lineage: Eukaryota; Metazoa; Arthropoda; Arachnida; Ixodida; Ixodidae
Source: RefSeq, a predicted model, not a curated record
UAUCACCUUCAUCACCGUUCGUCCCGAGUGGGUUUGUGGCGUAAUCUGAGAGCAACAGCAGCAACAGUGUGCAGCCUCCCGCUGCGGGUGUUACGCGGCACAGUUGUGGUGGAUAUGAAGAAGAAAAUGAAGAUGAGCUUCGCUACGGCGCCGCUUCUCGCUGCUGGCCGACACCGCGGCCCGAUGCAAUUCCGAUGCCCCGUUCGCGGCCUGUGGCUGGUGCAAGCGGUGGCACCGCUGAUCUACCCUCGCUACUCCGCCGUCAAUGGGGCCGAUGAUGCCCCGACGACCGUGUCCGGCGCAGCGUGGCUCACCACGUCCAGUCCUCAGGCGACGCUGGGUUCGGUCGCCCGGUUCACCUGUGCGGCGCCCGUGUCCUGGGCGGCCUCCUUCCAGUGGUACGCGAACGAGGCGCUCGUCGAGGCGGACCAGUUCGCUCCCGGGCGGCCGUUCCGCGUCGCCCUUCGCCGCGGCGAGGACCGCGCGUCGAUGCCCGAGGAGCUCGCGUACACCGUGCUCGAGGUGCGCGCCGAACAGCCGAAAGUGGGCCGCGUCAGCUGCCUCGUCGCCACCAACGACACUCGCGUUAAGCGGCCGCGAAUGAGGAUGUCUUCGCCGUACAUCGUAAGCUCGGACGGCGGUCGCCGGCUCCACUAUUCGCACAACGCCACCUGCGGCCGCACGCGAAGGUGCGUGGACGGGAAUUCCAGCUGCUACGCCGAUCUCGCCGCACAGGUUCGCCGCUGCCUGUGCGUGCGCGGCUACCCGUUCUACUCGGCGCCGCGCGCCUCGUGCCUCAAGCACUACACGGGCCUGGGCUCGCACUGCGUCAACAACCUCGACUGCAGGGACGAGCCGAACUCCGUGUGCGGCUCCGCCGGCCGCUGCGUCUGCGCGCCUUCGUACAGCGGCGAGUACCAGUUGGGACAGUGCGUGCGCGAGGUGGGCCUCAUGGGCGCCUGCAGCGCGGAGACCAUGUGCAGCGCGGAGCAUUCGCACUGCAGCGCAAACCUCACGUGCCAGUGUUACCAGGGCCGGCGUUACGACGGCUCCAAGUGCGUGGCCGACGUGCGCGGCGAGGGCCUGCGGUUUCGCGCCGGCUUCUUCGUGCUCGUCGCCGCGUUGUGCCUCAUCGCGCUGGCCGCCCUGGUGGGCACGGCGGUCGCGCGAGCCGCGUGCCAGCUGCUGCCGAUCAGGCACGGCGCACGGGACAGCAGGCACCGCCGGCUCGUCGUCAGGCUGCUCUGAGGGCGGGCAGGCAUCGUCGUCCCGCGCCUGAGUCACCCAUGUAUACCUGACGGGAUGUCCUGCAGGGGGCGCUGGCAAUAAAUAUGACUAUACGCCG